CAAAGACACAAACUGUAACGAAAUCCUAAAUUUUUUUUCUCUGUUCUCACUAUGUUUCCCUUCCCACAUGCAUCUCUUUGUGUUUUCCUCUGUUCUGAAACCGACCCAUAUCUGGAAAACCGUUUCAUCUUUCAAAGCCAACCCCUUUUCUUCUUGUGUUAAGCAAUUCUCUGCACCCAAAGAAAUCCCAAGAAUCGCUUUCACGGAUGACCCAAUCGGAAAAGGAGCCUCUGCUCCCAUAUUUCAGCCCCAGAAAGAUGCCUCCUACGCCAUUGCAUUCUCAGCUUUUUCCAUUGCCAGAGAAUGAUGAGAUUCAUCUUCCUGUUACCCCUUCUAAUUUCAAGGAUCGAUUAAUAUUUGGUCCUUCUUCUGCUUCCCCGAAUGACCCUUCUUCACCUUUGGUUGAUGCCUUAACACUUUCCCUUAAUUCCUCAAUACCCUCUUGUUCUUCUUCUUCUUCACAAGACUUUGCAUCACCACUCUUAGAUUCCCAACAACAACAACAUUCCUCUUGGCUCAUUGACCCCAAUUAUCCAUGGCACAAAAAGAACCUCCAUCGCUCCAAAACUGCACCUGCUAUGGCUGUGAUCAGCGAUUUCAAUCCCCAAUCCCCUGAGCGAAGACCCCAAUUUGUUAGCCAAUCUAUUAUUCAUCAGGCUGUUAUUCUUCUUGUUAUUUAUUUGUCAUUGGGGGUGGUCAUUUAUUGGUUCAAUCGUCAUAAUUUUACAGCAAUUGAGACUCAUCCUAUAGUGGAUGCAUUGUAUUUUUGUAUAGUUACAAUGUGUACAAUAGGCUAUGGUGAUAUUACUCCAAAUAGUACAGCCACGAAGCUUUUCUCUAUAUUGUUUGUGUUAGUGGGUUUUGGUUUCAUAGACAUAUUGCUCAGUGGGAUGGUUAGUUAUGUUCUUGAUUUGCAGGAGAAUCAUUUGUUGAGGACAGUGAAGAGUAGGGGAGAGAAGGAUGGGAAGUCAUAUAUAAUUGAUGUGAAGAAAGGGAGGAUGAGGAUUAGGAUGAAGGUCGCACUGGCUUUGGGUGUUGUGGUACUUUGUAUUGGAGUUGGUGUGGGGGUUAUGCAUUUUGUGGAAAGGCUUGGAUGGAUAGAUUCUUUUUAUCUUUCUGUUAUGUCUGUUACAACUGUUGGGUAUGGAGACCAUGCAUUCAAGACCUUGCAUGGUCGUAUCUUUGCUGCAAUUUGGUUGCUUGUGUCGACGCUUGCUGUGGCACGAGCAUUCCUCUUUUUGGCUGAGGCAAGAGUGGAUAAGCGGCAUAGGAGGAUGGCAAAGUGGAUUCUUGGUCAGGAUAUGACUGUUUCUGAGUUUCUUGCUGCAGACAUAGACAAUAAUGGCUUUGUGAGUAAAUCAGAAUAUGUUAUAUACAAGCUCAAGGAGAUGGGAAAAGUAACUGAGAAGGAUAUCAUGCAGAUUAGUGAGAAGUUUGAUAGACUAGAUUCCGGCAACUGCGGAAAAAUAACACUUGCUGAUCUCAUGGAGGGUCGGUAAUUGGUGAGAGUUCAGUAUGGCCAUUCAAGCAGCAAAGGAGUUCUAUUUCUGCAGUGUUGUCAACUAAAGAAGGGAGUGUCAGAUUCUCAAGUUGCAUGCUGGCAAGUCAUGGACCACAGUUGAUGGGAACUUUCUUCUUUUGGGGUUGAGAUGGAUAUCAGAUUCUCAAGUUGCAUGCUGGUGAUUUUGCCCCUACCCUUUUGUCAUGAUCAUUAACUCAACGAGGCAUGUUGAACGUGAAUUUCUAGUUCUUUUGCCUGAAUUUCGCAAAUUAAUUAGAGGAUGGUAAGAACUGAUCUUGCUGAAAUUCUGGUAUUACCAAUCACAUUAUUGUCAGGUUGAUGAGAUGGCCUAUGGUAAAGAAGGGGAAAAUUUUGAUUGGUUGAAGAAAUAUUUUGUACAUAUUCUUCUUGAAAAUGAUCUGCAUUGAUUCCUUACCAUUUUCUUUCUGCUUAGGUUCCCUGAGUUAGACUGUCUCUCAGUUUAAUAGUAGAGAUCAAUGUAGAACAUCUUGGCGAUUUUCGUGCAUAGUUUCUGCCAACAUGAUUCCAUUAGCUUAGGUUGUAAUUAAAAAAAAAAUGCUUCUUAAUUUAAGUGCCCGUAUAAUCUAUAUAAAAAUUUGUUACAUUCACAUAUUUCUAUGUCAUUGUAUAACUCUU
Gastrolobium bilobum is the source of this 2158-nucleotide messenger RNA. Its product is annotated as two-pore potassium channel 3-like. Lineage: Eukaryota; Viridiplantae; Streptophyta; Magnoliopsida; Fabales; Fabaceae. The coding region runs from base 207 to 1499 and encodes 430 amino acids. The record is from RefSeq and is a predicted model, not a curated record. The transcript is spliced from 2 exons. Gene Ontology annotation, biological process: potassium ion transmembrane transport; stabilization of membrane potential. Gene Ontology annotation, molecular function: potassium ion leak channel activity. Gene Ontology annotation, cellular component: plant-type vacuole membrane.